AUGGCCAAGAUUGUUAUUGUCGGAGCCGGUGUGGUUGGAUUGACUGUUGCCUAUGAGCUCUUAAAUGAAAAGGGUUCAAACCACAGAAUUACUAUUGUAGCAUCACAGAUCCCAAUGGACUGGGAAUAUAAUGAUAACUACACAAGUCCUUUUGCUGGUGCUAAUUGGGCAUCAUUUGCUGGACCAAAUGAUAUUAGACAGCAAAAUAUCGACGAGGUCGGUUACAGCAAAUUUAAGAAGCUUGCUGAGACAAAACCCGAAGCCGGAAUCAUAAAAAGGGUUGAUCAAAACUAUGUUACUUACGACAGAUUUAAGGCUUGGGGAAACAAAAUUAGACUUCCAUGGCUUAAGAGAAUGAAGGAGAUUAACUUCCGAAUGGUGGAUGACUAUGAUAAAUCACUUUAUCGCUAUUCGUAUGCUUACGAUGGUUUUGUUAUCAGUACCACACAUUAUCUGACCUUCCUUUGGAAUGAAUGUGUCAAAUCAGGUCGGUUUGAACUUAGAAGGAAGAAACUACACAAUUUGGAUGAGGCUUAUGAUCUUCAUCAUGAUGGAGGUAAGGCUGACAUCGUGAUUAAUUGUAGCGGAAUUGGGGCACGCGAACUCGUUCCUGAUUCUGGAAUAUACGGUGUGCGUGGUGUUCUUCUUCUUGUUCAAAACGAUGUGAAAUUGGACAAGAUUAUCGGUAUUAAGAACGUCGAGCCAACAUACAAAGAUGAAGGUUUGUACAUCAUGCCAAGGCAGGAGGGUGAUAUGGUUAUUGGUGGUUGUUUCCAGGUUGGAAAAGAGGAUGAAAAGACCGUCAGUGAUGCUCAAUGUCAACGCAUGUUGGCAAGAGCUGUGAAGUAUUUACCUUGGCUUCCAUGGAAGGACUUCAAGAUUAUUAGAAAACAGGUUGGUUUCAGACCAUUUCGUAAGGGAGGACUCAGAAUUGAGUAUGAUAAAGAAAAGAAGAGUCUCAUUCACUGCUAUGGUCAUGGCGGUGCUGGUUACCAGGCUUCUUGGGGUUCUUCAGCAAUCGUCAGAAAAUUGGUGAAGGAUUAUUUGGCCGACAACAGUCAGAAACGCUGCUGCAAGCUAUGA
Brettanomyces bruxellensis is the source of this 1083-nucleotide messenger RNA. RefSeq lists its product as uncharacterized. The transcript has a single exon. Gene Ontology annotation, molecular function: D-amino-acid oxidase activity; FAD binding. NCBI's taxonomy places the organism in Eukaryota, Fungi, Ascomycota, Pichiomycetes, Pichiales, Pichiaceae. The coding region runs from base 1 to 1083 and encodes 360 amino acids. The record is from RefSeq and is a predicted model, not a curated record.